Messenger RNA from Orbicella faveolata, 1412 nucleotides. Its product is annotated as kelch-like protein 26. Gene Ontology annotation, molecular function: protein binding. Lineage: Eukaryota; Metazoa; Cnidaria; Anthozoa; Scleractinia; Merulinidae. The record is from RefSeq and is a predicted model, not a curated record.
CUCAGUCGAGAUGACCUCAAUGCACCUUCGGAGACGUUCGUCUUCAAAUCAGUGAUGCAGUGGAUUAAACACAAGAAGGAAGAGAGGAUGGCCGUUGCAGCCAAAGUUAUCGGAGCUGUUCGUCUGGGGCUGGUGGAUAUCAGGGUUGUGAUUGAAGAACUGGACACAGAGGAAAUGGAAAGAAUUUCUGAGAUUCAAAAGCAUUUAGUUGAGGCGUUAAUCCAUAGCUACAUGCCUUUUCGUCAUCCCAAGUUUGCUUUGGAGAAAACAAAAACAAGGUUAACUCGUCCGGUUCUCAUUGCAGUUCUACCUCAGGCUCACAUGCAGUAUUUUGAUAAUGAAGCAAAAACGUGGAAACCUUUAGCAUCGACAAUACCAUCAAUUGAGGCGACCCAGUGUCACUGUGCUGCAUCGGCUGGCAACAACUUGUAUGUUGCUGGAUUUGAAUGGGGUGUUGGUCAUUACAUUUAUCGUUAUAAUACAGAAGGGAGUGUGUGGGAGAAGUAUCCACACUUAAGCGGUAAAAUCAACAAUUUAUGUAUUAUAGAGGAUACAGUGUAUGCAAUCAAUUCUAAUUGCAAUCAGGUUCCUCAAAGGUAUUGCUUUUCUAAAUGUCAGUGGCAAGCUUUCUCAAAAGUUAGUAUUAGGAGCAAUCAUGGUAACCGGUUUCACAAUAGCGGAGCAACAGCACUUCACUCAAAGGUGUAUGUCCUUUAUGGAAGUGUAAAACUGGAUUCAGGUGGCAAUUGGUGUGUGCAGAAUUCAGGGCUACACUGCUUUGAUCCAGUAAAGAACGAAUGGGAACUAAAAGCAACUACCUGUAAGCCUCACUUUGGAUCUAGCCUUCUUGUGGUAAACAGUAAACUCUAUGUUGCAGGGGGCAAUGUAUAUAUUGAUGAAAACGCUAAUGUAAGUGGUGACCCUGCACCUGUUGAAGGUUAUGACGAGGAAAAUAACACUUGGUCUGUUGUGGAACAAAAACACAUUCCCCUAAACAAUCUUGGUGCAGUGGAAAUAGAAGGGAGGGUGUAUUUUAUCAUUAAUAAAUUUCCAGUCGACAGUGGAAUUAGAAUUCCACCAGGAGAACUGUAUCCUGUUCAUUUGGGUGAGUGGGAAAAUUUAACAAAAAUUGUUACAACCGCGGUUGUGUGUUAUCUGCCAGUUAAGCGAGAAAGUCUGAAAACAGAGUGAGGUGAACUAAAAGCUGCUGCUAGUAACAUUGAGUUCUUUUUAAUUUUAAUUACAUUGUCGGUAACAAUAUACCACAACCAUAAUAGGUACAUGAAGCUUACAUAACGUUUUCUCUUUAUAGCAUCCAUGGGUACAACUUAAUAUUUUUAGGGUAUCGUGAGAUGGAUUAAGUUACCAUCACCUGUAAUUAGGUCAUGUUCGUCAGUUUAGAGGAUGUAUAU